Miscanthus lutarioriparius is the source of this 531-nucleotide messenger RNA. The record is from the annotation of a GenBank genome assembly. Lineage: Eukaryota; Viridiplantae; Streptophyta; Magnoliopsida; Poales; Poaceae.
AUGGCGGCCGAGGGCGAGAAGAAAAUGAUAACCCUCAAAAGCUCCGAUGGUGAGGAGUUCGAGGUGGAGGAGGCGGUGGCGAUGGAGUCGCAGACCAUCCGCCACAUGAUCGAAGAUGACUGCGCCGACAACGGCAUCCCGCUCCCUAACGUCAACUCCAAGAUCCUAUCCAAGGUAAUCGAGUACUGCAACAAGCACGUACAUGCCGCUGCAGCCGCCGCCGCAGCCUCCAAGGCCGGUUCCGACGACGUGGGUGCCGCCGCCGCCAACAGCACCGCCGCCUCCGUUGAGGACCUCAAGAACUGGGAUUCUGACUUCGUCAAGGUCGACCAGGCCACGCUCUUCGACCUCAUCUUGGCUGCAAACUAUCUCAACAUCAAGGGUCUGCUGGACCUGACCUGCCAGACUGUUGCUGACAUGAUCAAGGGCAAAACCCCAGAGGAGAUCCGCAAGACCUUCAACAUCAAGAAUGACUUCACCCCUGAGGAGGAAGAGGAGAUCCGCAGGGAGAACCAGUGGGCCUUUGAGUAA